CAUGGCGGAGGGGCGGAGCGUGGCGCAGAGGGUGCUGGAGCUGAAGGAGCGACUAGGGUGUGCCCAGGAUUCGGCGCAGAUCAUAAAAACACUUAAGAUGCUACAGGAUUUGGAUGUAUCACUGGAUAUUCUAGUGGAAACUGGCAUAGGCAAAACAGUUAACAGUUUUAGGAAACAUGCAGCUGCUGGGAAUGUAGCUAAAACCCUGGUAAAAGAAUGGAAAAAACUUACUUCUGCAGAAAAGAAAAGUGGUCACAGAGGAAGAAAACAAGAUACUGAGAAAGAUGAGAUAAAAUCUUCUGUUUCUAAGGAUAUUAAACCUUCAGAGAAGCCUGAAACAUCUGUACUGGCCUGCGGAAGUUCCAAUAGUGCUGCCACUUAUAAAAAGUUGAAUAAGCAGCGUGCUUGUAGUGAAAAGACCUCCCAAAAUAGAGAUACUGAGUCUCAAAAAGAAUGUGAUAAUAGAGAAUGUAGCAACACUGUUUCUAAGCAUGCUUCAGAGGGUACCAGUCCUCAAGCUAAAGAAAGCAACUUCAAAGACAGAACCUCUACAGGCAAUAAGAAAGUUUCAGAGAAGCAGCGUUCCUCUGCAGCCAAUAAAGACUUGUCACUCCUGAAAGAAAAGUGCAGUAAGGGUGUUUCCAAACAGAAAAACACUAAGCAGGGGAAGAAACCAAGCCAAAAGCUUUUCAUAAAACAAAAAGCCAGAUUAUCUAGUGAUGAGGAAUUUGAGCCCCCUACUAAAUCUUUUGAAUAUUAUCUUAAUUAUGAUCAAAUUACAAAAAAAAGGAAGAGGAAGACUUGUUCUACAGGUGAGCGCCCAAAGAAGUGCAGUGAACAGCAGGAGGACAGCUCAUUGCCACACAAGCCUUCACAAUUUUCUCAUGCAAAAGAGGAAGAAGAGGCUGUAAAAAGAUGUGAAGGUGAUCAAUCAGAAACUCCCACUAAAAAGGCCAAGGUGGCAUCCCUUCAAGAUCUUCUUAAUACUCCUCUGCCUAAAUUUCUGACAGGCCUCUCAAUCUCAUCUCCCCCAUAUGUUGCAGACUUUAAAGCAGCUGAUGUAGCAGCACCUCAGCAAGUCAGUGAGACAGUUCCAUUCACAGGACGGAGACUGAACAAUAAAAUGCAAGUUUACUCUGGCUCUAAAACAGCUUGCCUUUCAAAGAUGCUUACACUGUAUGAACUGUGCAUCCGUGAGCUUCAAAAUAAUAUUGAUUUGUUACGUGAAGUAGGAGGUGUGCCCUUUGAAAUUCUUGAGCCUGUGCUAACACGUUGCACACCAGAGCAGUUGUUUCGAAUAGAGGAAUGUAAUCCGACGUUUACAGAAGAGUCUGACCACUUGUGGAAAAAACACUGCCAGAGAGACUUUAAAAAUGACAACCUCCUGGAAUAUGAGUCUUGGCGUGAAAUGUACUUGAGACUAUUUAAUCAGAGAGAAGAAAAGCUGAAGUUGCUGACGCGAAGUAUUCUUUCAUCUCAGUCUGAGAAACCAAAAGGUAGGCAAGUAAAAAUGGCGUACAUGACCAGUGCAGCAAAACCACCCAGGAACAUUCGCCGGCAGCAGGAGAUCCACGGCACAGCAGAACCUGUCACCCAACUUCAUGCCAUAGCAAAGUACAAAACAAGGAUUCCAGAAGGUGGAGACAGAAAUAACACGGCGUCAGAUCUGAUCCAUACUAGCAACAAUGGAAACUCUAGGUCAAGUGUAAUGAGUCAAGAGGGAAAGAAGCCUAUCAAAAAAGUUGGUCCAAUCAUGAGGAAGACUUUGCAAGCAUUGAAGCAUAGAGCUGGACGGCGAUAAAAUGAGGCUGCACAUUUGAAGCUUAUGUGACUACUCGUAUAUCAACACUACAGCUAAUGAGGGUGAAGAAUGUUUACAUUAACAUUAAUUUGCCUUAAUUAAAAUAGUUAUGAAACAC
Messenger RNA from Colius striatus (speckled mousebird), 1919 nucleotides. Its product is annotated as elongin-A-like. The transcript is spliced from 11 exons. The coding region runs from base 2 to 1801 and encodes 599 amino acids. The record is from RefSeq and is a predicted model, not a curated record. Gene Ontology annotation, cellular component: nucleus; elongin complex. Gene Ontology annotation, biological process: transcription elongation by RNA polymerase II. NCBI's taxonomy places the organism in Eukaryota, Metazoa, Chordata, Aves, Coliiformes, Coliidae. Gene Ontology annotation, molecular function: protein binding.